Messenger RNA from Lolium rigidum, 753 nucleotides. RefSeq lists its product as uncharacterized. The transcript has a single exon. Bases 115 to 582 code for a protein of 155 amino acids. The record is from RefSeq and is a predicted model, not a curated record. NCBI's taxonomy places the organism in Eukaryota, Viridiplantae, Streptophyta, Magnoliopsida, Poales, Poaceae.
CUCAGUCUCAGACAAAGAUCUCUCCCCAGCUUGUAAGCUAAGCUAGCACUCGUGCUUCACUCGCGUCGGCCAAGCUGAAGCAAAUAAAGGAACGAUCGAUCACGGGACGCAGCCAUGGCGAGGCUCACCUUCUUCGCGGUCCACGCCCCGGUAGCAGCGGCGGCGCCUCCCCUCCUCGUCGUGUUUCUCGUCGUCCUUGUCGUCGCGGCGGUCGUGGUCUCGCUCUGCACCAGCAGCACGCAUGCCAAGCUGUGGAAGCAGCGCGGGACGACGACGGCGCCGCUGGAGAAGACGGGAGGGGCCGGCAACCGGAAGAACAUGCUCGCCGCCAGCCUGAGCGGCAUCGGCGGCAAGGCGGCCAGGAUGGUGUCGUGGAACAGGCGGUCUCCGGCGCCGAGCAGCAGCGACGACGACGAGGAGGCGGAGGCGGUGGUGGAGGACGAGGAGGCCGUGUGGAGGAAGGCCAUCAUCAUGGGGGACAAGUGCCGGCCGCUCCAGUUCUCCGGCCACAUCGCCUUCGACUCCGACGGCAACCAGCUGCCGCCGGUGGUCAAGAAAGCCGACGUCGCGGCCGAGAAGUAACUUCGUUCUAUGGUGGAUUCUGGCGAUCGAUUAGUCUCGGACUCAGGUUUAAUUUUGUUUUCUACGCCGUAUUACUAGUUCUUUGAAGCUAAAAGUUUGGCAUGCAAGAACGUACGUGAGACGCGACAUCAGUUGUACAAAUCUACCUGGGUGUGCUCCUGUUCAUGUCAU